UCUGGUCGGAGAUAAUGUCAUCAAAUGAAUUGAAGGAGAUGGAUGGGAUGGUAAAAGUAUAUAAAUGAGUGGAUGUUUCGUCUUAGGAUGGAUUCAACAACAAUCAUCACUUGUCUUACAAGCUUCAUUAUAAGCACUUCGCACCCACACCAAAGUCACUUACACGCAUCACUCUUAUAACAAUCUCACAACCUCAACAUGUCUUCCCCUGUCUGGUUCAUCACAGCCGCCUCUUCAGGCUUCGGCCAUGAUAUCGCGCUUCACGCUCUCAACCUCGGGCACACCGUCAUCGCCACCGCACGCAGCACAUCGCGUGUCCAAGAUCUCGCUGACGCAGGUGCACACACGCUCGCAUUCGACGUAACAUCUCCCCUCUCUGACCUCGAAGCCAUCGCCAAAGAGGUCUUCACUAAGCACGGCCGCGUCGACUAUCUCAUUAACGCAGCUGGAUACAUCCUUGACGGUGCAGUGGAAGAGGUUUCGCAGCAAGAGCUCUACGAUAGCUUCAACACCAAUGUAUUUGGUAUUUUCAACACCAUCAAGGCUUUCUUACCGGGAAUGCGAGAGCAAAGUAUCGGCCAGAAUGGAAAACGCGGUACGAUUGCUACCUUUGGAAGCAUCGGUUCUUGGAGAGGCGGCGCAACAUACUCUGUCUACUCCAUGGUGAAAACCUGCAUGUCCUCCCUCGCCGAGUCCCUGCGCUACGAACUCGAGCCCUUCAAAAUCGUCGCCACGGUUGUGGAACCAGGUUACUUCCGCACUAGCUUCCUUAACCCUGGUGUGAGGGCCGUUACGAAGAAGCGAUUGGAUGUUUAUGAAGAUGAGAACACGCCUACGGGUAAGACGAGAAAGAUGUUGGAGAAGACGGAUGAUAAUCAGCCUGGAGAUGUUAAGAAGGGUACCAAGGUUAUCGUUGACAUUCUUACGGGGACGGGGGUUGGAGAGGGGAGGGAGGUUCCGGUUCGGAUUGUGCUGGGGAGUGAUGCGGAUGUUUAUAUUAGGAGUAAGUGUGAGGAGACGUUGGAGCUUUUGAAUGAGUGGAAGGAUGUCACUGUUAGUACUGAUCAUGAGAAGUAAGGAUCAGGGUGAGGAUGAGGUUGGGAAUAUGGGGUCUGAGUGCAAUUUGAUUUAGGUUGACCAAAAGAUCCUCAUUUCCUUUGCAUUACCAAUAAAAGAGAAG
This is a messenger RNA of Fusarium odoratissimum NRRL 54006, 1180 nucleotides long. RefSeq lists its product as uncharacterized. NCBI's taxonomy places the organism in Eukaryota, Fungi, Ascomycota, Sordariomycetes, Hypocreales, Nectriaceae. The record is from RefSeq and is a predicted model, not a curated record. The transcript has a single exon. The coding region runs from base 199 to 1077 and encodes 292 amino acids.